Volvox carteri f. nagariensis is the source of this 3933-nucleotide messenger RNA. RefSeq lists its product as uncharacterized. The record is from RefSeq and is a predicted model, not a curated record. Gene Ontology annotation, molecular function: ATP binding; protein kinase activity. Bases 1 to 3933 code for a protein of 1310 amino acids. The transcript is spliced from 23 exons. Gene Ontology annotation, cellular component: cytoplasm. Gene Ontology annotation, biological process: signal transduction; protein phosphorylation. NCBI's taxonomy places the organism in Eukaryota, Viridiplantae, Chlorophyta, Chlorophyceae, Chlamydomonadales, Volvocaceae.
AUGGAGAUUAACAUGGCGCAAUCUGAGCAAAGAGAGCUUCUAAGCAUAGGAGUUCGUUUCAACCUCGGAAGCAGCGUCCCCAGCGUUGUUGCCCCCUGUAACCCGGGCCCUAAUGGGGAGACAGCUCGCAUGGCUGACCUACUGUACCCUGCUUUCAACGCACUUGGCGCUACUGCAACUGCUACUGCGACUGCCGGUCAUUACUCUGAAGCUGCCUUCCAGCUGUACGGCUUGGAAACGGCCGUACUACCGCUGCUAAUGCUACUAUUAGUUGAUGCAGCGCUAACAGAUCUGCUCCAGCAGCAGCAGAGGCAGCAGCAGCAGGCAGAAGAGCAGCGCCGCCGGAAAACACGCAGGCACCCAACCCGAAGGUUUGCCUGCAAGUGGCCGUGGCCGCUGCUACUGCUGCUGCUGCUGUUCUUCGGCUUCCUGUCUGCGGCUACUGCUGCUGCAGCGGCGGCGGAAUCGGAGGUCGCAGCUGCGUUGCCGUACAGUGUGUCUAAAGCAGCACCAAGGCGGCUACUGCUCCAAGAUGGCCAGCAGCAGCUACAGCUACCGCCGUCGCAGCCGCAAAGUUUGGUUUCGGAGCAGCAGGACGGGUCGCAGCCGCCGCCGGCGCUGCCGCUUCCGCCGCCUCCGCCGCCCCCUUCCUUUGUUGGCACAGCAAGCACCUCCCUGGAGUUUUUCCAGUUGCUGUACGCGGGAUCGACAAUCACAGAGAUUCGACUCGUGCGCGAUAUCAAGCUUCAAGCUGCAGAUGCGGCCGCCGCCGCCGCCGCCGCCACAGACGCGGACGCGGACACUGAUGCAGCGGCGGCGGCGGCGGCGCUCGGUCUAGGUUCCCGCGGCAUUUGGUUGACCCGCAACCUGACCAUCGUCGGGUAUGCCCGGGGCACGCACACUCGGCUGGACAUCAACUUCCUUCCCGCCAUCCUGCGGCUGGGUGCCGGUGUAUGGCUGACGUUACGAAAAGUGGAGCUCUAUAAGAUUAAGUCCCUGGACCCCCCCCUGGACCCCGAGCUCGCAGACCAGCCUCGGGAGGUGUUCCUCCGCAACGCUUCGGCCUUCUGUUGGAGCACUUCCUCAUUGCUUGCCAUGUGCAAGCAGCCGUACAUGGAAGUACGGAGCCUAGCCGUAUAUGUGCCGCCACGUGAGGGCUUAUUGGGGGACACUGGCGGGUACGACGUGUCGUACAUUGACAGCCACAUUGUAUGUGACUUCCCUGUGAAUGCCUCCUGCCUAGAAACCGCAACAGCAGAUCAGUGCCUCACGCAACAAGCGGCGGCCGGCGGACGUGGCGAUGCCGGCGGCGGCGGCGGCGGCGGCGGUAACAGUCCCUCCCAACGGGUGGUCGUGGGGCUGGCGGCGGGUUUGGCCGUCCUCAGGCUUGUGUCGUCCUCUGUAGGUGGUGGCGCCGCAUUAGCGUUUGUCGCUGCAGCACUCGCCGGGAUGUACGUACUCCGGCGGCGGCGGACGGCCAGGGUGACGCCGGCGGAGGCGGCUCGGAAGGAUACUGGAAUAGCUGGCGCUAAUCCCCCCCGUCGCGUUGAUGGCGGAGGCAGUUUCGACGGCGGCGGCAGUGACGGUGGCGGUGGCAGUACGACAGCCAGUAAGCCAACCUUGUCGGAGGGGGAGAGCAGCGGCACCCAAUGCGGCGGCGGUGGCGGCGGUGCCGAGGUAUCCACCUCCAGCAGCAAGACGCCGUCGCGGCCGGUGGUGGCGGCGGCGGCGGCCGGUGGCGUCAGCGGCGGCGGAGCCGCAGCCCUGGCUGCGGCUGCUGCUGCGGCGGCGGCGGCGGCUCCUGUCGGGCGAGGCCAGGCCCCCGGAUCCCUCGGACGUCGAAUCUGUACGACGGUCGUUGCUGCUGGCAGCACAGAAACAUCCCGGAGCCCCAUUGCAAGUACAGGUAUAUGGCAGGGCACCGUGGUGGCGCUGAAGGCCCUGGUCCUGUCGGGGAACCUCACGCAGACUCAGCGGCGACGGCAAAUGGCGGUGAUGGAGGCGGCCAUAAGCUCGUCCAUGUCGCAUCCGAAUAUCGUACAGACGUACACAUACAGCUUCCGACCGCUAUGGAGCAUUGCGCCGUCCGAGAGCGAUCCCCACGAAGUGCGCCUCAAGGCCCGGGCGGCGGUUCAAGCUGUCUGGGUCUGCCUCGCCGGUAUUGGGGAGCAACGGGUUACCCCACAACGCGGUUGCCCAGCACCAAGGUCCGGGGGACAGGGGUUUGGUCUCGAUAUCCCGGAGCGGUGCGCCGAUGUGGACCGCAGCGGCUCGAACCAGCAGCACGACGGCGGUUCCCCAGCCGCCCCUGGAGCGAGUGGAGGCAGUACGGAGAUCUGUCCUGACGCUUCUCCGGCGGUUUCGGAGCAGUCGCGAUUGUACGGCCAUGAGCUGCUGUUGGUUCUGGAGUAUUGCGACCGAGGGUCGCUGCGCCAGGCGUUGGACGCCGGAGUUUUCCACCGAUUCAGUGGCGGAGGCGGAGGCGGUGACGGCGGUAGCGGCACUACGGCAGUAGCGGACCGCGACGAAGCUCAUCCGCCGCAGGCGCCGCUUGUUGACCCCAGGCGGGCGGGGGUUAACAUUGAGGAGGGGGCAGCGGGGGAGCGCUUGAGCCCGGAGCGGAGCUCGUCCUAUGUACGGGAGCAACGGUCCAGAGGGCAGUUGUCGUACAAUUACGGAUUGAUGUUGCAGGUGGCUUGCGAAGUGGCGUCUGCGCUGCUCCACCUCCACAGCCACGGUGUCGUGCACGGAGACGUCAAAGCAUCAAAUGUCCUGCUGAAAACAGCCGCAGCGGGGGAUGACCGAGUGCGCUUGUCGGGGACUUCACAGUACGGCGGUGGCGGGGGUGGAGGUGGCGGCGGUGGGGGUGGGGGGCCCGGGGGUUUGGGAAUGGGGCUCACGGGAACACAGUACGGGCAUAUGGCCUGGCAGCAGCAACAUCAGCAGCAGUGCCAGCAGCGGGAUCUGCUGCCGCCUUCAUCACGGCAACCGUCACCACCUGCACCGUCCGCUCGGAGUGUCGGCGGCGGCGGCACCGGGGCCCCGGCGGCGGCGGCAGCAGCACCGGCGGCGGCGGCGUCGCCCCCGCCGUCGACACUGGCCGCCAGAUCGUUGUCAUCGUCGGGCAUGGCCUUCGUACCCCCAUCGAUUGGAUUAGUCGCGAAGGUGGCGGAUUUCGGGUUGAGUAUCUUCCUAGGGUUUGACGGCGACGACGAGCGGACUCACAUCACCGCACAGUGCGCCCAGCGCGUCGACGUGUACAGCUUUGGCAUCCUGUUGUACGAACUGUUUACGGGGGAUCGAGCGCAUCGGGGGGUGCCUCGCGCGCUACUGCCGCACCAGGUGGCUAUCUGUGGUCUGCGUCCCGCACUGCCAGCCUAUACUCCUCUCGACCUACGUCGCCUGAUCGAAUCCUGUUGGGCGCAAGACCCCAACAAGAGGCCCAAUUUCGCGGUCAUCCUUGGCGAGCUUGAGCGCAUGCGCGCCACUGCCGCCGCCCAAGCCGCUCAGACCUCAGCUCAAGCCGCAGCCACCGCCCGAGCCGGCCAAGAAGCCGUCAGCCGCGGCGCGUCCUUCGCCACAACUUCCAGCCGCUGCUCACCAACCGCCUUUUCGUACAAUGCCGUACAUCCCAACGGCUGGGUUCUGGUACCGCCCCUGGAGUCCAGUACCUGCUCGACCUCUCUGUUUGAGGAGUUGCCGCCACAGCCGCCGCCGCUGUUGAGUGAGCUUUCCGAAGCUCUUCCGACUGUGGCAGGUAUCGAGUGUGUGUAUAGUGCGACAGGAUGCUCGAAAGACAUAGAGCAGCUGCGGUGUAUGGCAGCAAUAAUAUAUCUCUUACAUAUCCGACCCUAUCUGACCUUUCUUACGUGUGAAAUAACAGGCACGAAGGAAACGGCUUUCUGGGAUAGCUGUGCUCCUCUUCACCACUAA